GAGAGAGGCAAAGAGCUCACUUGAGCGGAAGAUGGACUCCUGCCUGCUACACCCUUAUCCACAGCCGCUCCCUCUUCCUCCCUCUAAUCCCACCUCCCAGCGUGCCCACCUCAAAUGGGGCCCCUGCUGCCGCCGCCGUCGCCGCCAUCUCCUCCGGCGCGUGGCCGUCUCCGCGCUCACCUUAGAGGAACAGCUCGCGCCAACCAACCCAAGAACCGUGAACCCCCGUAGGCCGUUCGACGGUAUGCAGGAGAGGAGCGUCGCGACUUCCGACACGGCGGGCAACCUGUUCGACGAAAUGCUUCGCCCGAGCGGCGAGGGCGCGAGCGUACGUGGCCUGCCCAGAAGAGCGGCGCCCAGGAGCGGCGAGAAGAGCGCGAGCUCGGCGAUCCUGGCGCUGGCCCACGCCAGCAGGCACGCGGAGGUCCUCGAGCUCUUCUGCAGGAUGCGGCGGGACGGACUGCCGGUCAGCAGGUUCAUGCUGCCCAGCGUCCUCAAAGCCUGCGCGCGCCUCCAGGACAGCAGGAUGCUCCGGGCCGCGCAUGUCGUGGUCAUCAAGUGCGCCCUGUGCCAGCACGUCGUGGUGGGCACCGCGCUGGUCAGCGCGUACGUCGAUUUCGGGCUGAUGGAUGAUGCGCGCAACGCGUUCGCUGAGAUGGACGAGGCCAACAUGGUCUCCUGGAGUGUGGUCAUCGGAGGCUAUGUCCGUUCUUGUCGGUGGGACGAGGCAUGGGAUGCUUUCUCCGCAAUGCAGCGUGCUGGGGUGCCUCCGGUUGAUUCGGUUCUUGUGAUGGCGAUUCAGGCGUGCAGUGCGUUGUUGUGCCUGGUUCGUGGGAAGCAGCUGCACGCGUUGGCGGUCGCCCUCGGAUUUGAAAGGAACACCACCGUUUGGAACUGCCUCAUUGACAUGUAUGGGAAGUGUGGUGACAUGGAUAGUUGCAGGGCAGUUUUUGACACAAUGGUAGACAGGGAUCAAGUCAGUUGGAAUACCAUCAUCUCAAGCUAUGUUCGUCUUGGUCUUUGUGAAGAGGCGCUCGACAUGGUCAUCCAGAUGCAGCAAUGUGGUUUCGCUGUUGAUCGAUUCACCCUUGGCAGUGGAGUCGCAGCUUGCGCCCAUUUGGCUGACAUUGACAGUGGCAGUGCAUUCCAUGGCUAUUUGAUAAGAAGAGCAUUAGACACUGAUGCUAUCCGGGGCAGCGCACUUGUUGACAUGUAUGGGAAAUGUGGUUUGAUGGAGCAUGCUCGACUGGUGUUUGACAGAAUGGAUGAAAGGAAUUAUGUAGCCUGGGAUGCACUCUUGUCUGGCUACGUUGAAAAUGGGCAGGUUGACUUGGCACUCAAGGUUUUCCAACAAAUGGAGUCCGCAAACAUAAAGCCUAACCAACAUACCUUUGUGAACCUUCUUAAGCUUUGUGGCAACAGAAGGUAUACAGAGUAUGGAAGGCAAAUUCAUGCCCAUGCCAUCAAGGCCAUACACCAGAUGAAUGUAGUUUUGGAAACUGAACUGAUCGACAUGUACGCAAAGUGCGGCUGCAUUGAGGUUGCCCGGUUACUGUUCCUCAGGAUGAACGAGAGGAACCUGAUAUCCUGGAACGCUCUCCUCUCGGGUUAUGUAGGGGAUGGACAACCAGGUGCGUCGAUAAACAUUUACCGUCAGAUGGAGCUGGCCUGCAUUAGGCCUGACCAAUACACCUUGGCAGGGCUUCUAAGCCUUUGCCGGUACCAAGGGCUUUUGCGCUACGGAAGGCAGAUACAUGCUCAUGUCAUUAAGAUUGGCUCUGAGACGAAUGUGGUGCUGCAAACUUUACUUGUGCAUAUGUACGUCAGGUGUAGGCAGUGGCGAGACGCUGAAAAUGUCUGUGCGAUGAUCCAAGAGAGGAACUUUUAUGUGCAUGAUGCAUUCUCGAAGGUCUAUGGAGAUGGGUACUUUAUCUGAAGAGAUGACACAUGAUCUGGUGUCCAGUGGAGAAGAAGAUAGAUGCUUCGGUGCUCAGUCAGGUGGAGUUGGGAUAUGUGAAACACGGUAGGGGGGCUGGGGCUGCACAAGGCGUCCUCCCAAUGUUCUUCUAAUGUCCAAACAGGGCAGAGCUUCGACCCAUGAAAACUAAUGGAGGAGAAGGAUAGUUGGGCAGCUGUGACCCUAUGGUGGAUGUGGAUCCGCCCAUCAAACACCUAUGUUUUCGUUGUGGAUACACUACUUAGAUGCAGAUGUUGUGGUGCCUGUAAAAUGUAAGCAAAUGGCUGGUAGUUUUGUAGUGUUGUUUACCACUGGCUUUCAUCAUGUCAGCUCACGCAGGGUCAUUGGGUGCAGCCUCAUUGUACCUUGCACUACUGUUUUGUACUCCCUCCGUGAAGUUAGUACAAAGUUGAGACACUUAUUUUGGACGGAGGGAGUAAUAGUCAGGGGCAAUGGGGAGUGAGGGAUGUUCAGCUCACAAUUCUCAGAGUGAUGAAGAAUUGUUUGACUCUUUUUCACUCGGACCGUAGGUGAAUUUCCGAUGGCAAUCUUUUUUUUUAAAGGACCGAUAGCAAUCCUGUGUGCAUAAGUGCAUUGCUUGCUUAUAAAUUGUUGUGUUUACUGUUGAUA
This is a messenger RNA of Triticum aestivum (bread wheat), 2587 nucleotides long. RefSeq names its product pentatricopeptide repeat-containing protein At2g13600. The record is from RefSeq and is a predicted model, not a curated record. The coding region runs from base 32 to 1936 and encodes 634 amino acids. Lineage: Eukaryota; Viridiplantae; Streptophyta; Magnoliopsida; Poales; Poaceae. The transcript has a single exon. Gene Ontology annotation, molecular function: RNA binding; protein binding. Gene Ontology annotation, biological process: RNA modification.